AAAUUUUAAAAGAACUGAAAAAAUAGAAAGUGUGAAAAAUUGAUAGAAAUUGUUAUAAAUAAAAAAAAAAACGGAAGAACUUGUAUGUGCAGAAGAAUAUACUGUUGCACAGUUGCGCGCCUGGUUGCGUAAAUUAUCGUUGCCAACCAGCGGCACCAAAAGUGCACUAGCUAUACGCAUCAGUUCCGUGCCACAAAAUGAACGAGGCGUAUGUCCUACUGGGUGUGACGAAAAUAUUGUGGAAACACAAGCUGACACACAAACGUCUGACCAAUCACAGGCGAUGCUGAGUGUAGCAGCAGUAAAUUCGCAAAUCGUAGACAACAACAACAUUAACGAGAAUGGUAAUGACGGCCAAAGCGAAGAGCGCGGCAAAAGCAACAACGAACUCGAUUUGAAUGGGCAUAGCAACAACAACAGUGGUGGCAUUAACGAACAACGUAGCAGCGUUGACAAUGCAGAUAGUGAGCGAGAGGUACAGUUCCUACGACGCGAAAUUGAUAUUUUAAAACGCGAAACCGAACUUCUUCAAAGAAUGGCAGAAGUCGAGAGCAGAGCAGUCAGCGUAUCAGCGCAGCUUCAGGCGGAAAUUGGCGAGUCGAAAAUUUCGAAGGAAAUGCUUUCGAGCAUUUUGCCAGAAUUUGAUGGAAACAUUAAUAGUGACGUGUGGAUGACCCAGUGGGAAAAUGUUUGCAACGUAUAUGCACUAAGUGAAAAUAAUAAACGAAUGCUAUUACUUAGCAAACUUAAGGGUAAAGCACUACAGUGGAUACAUUCAAAACCUAAUUUUGCUAUUGUCAGCGUUGACUUACUUAUUAUGGAAAUGAAGGAUAUUUUUCGGAGCAAAGAAAGCAAGUUACAGUUAAAAAGAAAGUUCGAGGCAAGGAAAUGGAAGACUGGAGAAGCUUUUAUUGAUUAUUUCACGACAAAGUUUUGUUGUCAGAACCAAUGCAGCUAACUGAAGAUGAGUUGAUAGAAUAUACUAUUGAAGGAAUGCAAUGUUAUUCCACAAAGGCACAAUUUUUGCAAGCGUUUACGAAAAUAAAAAUGAAGGGCGAAAAAUUUCCGAUUGGCGUUACACAGCGUGAAACUAGGUGUUACAAUUGCAACUCGCGUGGUCAUCUGGCAGCUGAAUGUAAGAAGCCUAAGAGGGAGAAAGGGGCCUGUUAUGCAUGCGGAAGUAUGAACCAUCGUGUUUUUGAGUGUCCAGACCGGAAGAAGAGCGUUCAGUUGGUAGAUGAAUAUGUAAGAUAUUUCAAUUUUAUAAUUACAAGUUGUAAGCCAAUAU
This is a messenger RNA of Ceratitis capitata (Mediterranean fruit fly), 1288 nucleotides long. RefSeq lists its product as uncharacterized. The transcript is spliced from 2 exons. Lineage: Eukaryota; Metazoa; Arthropoda; Insecta; Diptera; Tephritidae. The record is from RefSeq and is a predicted model, not a curated record. Bases 284 to 958 code for a protein of 224 amino acids.